Molecule: messenger RNA, 3899 nt
Organism: Stegastes partitus (bicolor damselfish)
Lineage: Eukaryota; Metazoa; Chordata; Actinopteri; Pomacentridae
Gene: sp1
Product: sp1 transcription factor
Exons: 6
Coding region: 73-2208 (711 amino acids)
Biological process (GO): regulation of transcription by RNA polymerase II
Molecular function (GO): RNA polymerase II cis-regulatory region sequence-specific DNA binding; DNA-binding transcription factor activity, RNA polymerase II-specific
Source: RefSeq, a predicted model, not a curated record
CAAGUUUGUGUGAAGUUGUGAAAAGUUGUCAACCCGAAAAAAGAGCAGAGAAACUCCUCCCGUCUUCAAAUUAUGAGCAAUCAGCAGCAGGGCGAAAUGGCCGCUGUGGAGAGCGGUGGAGGCUUCAGUCAAAAGCGAAACACAAAUUCACAAGAAUCACAGCAACCAUCUCCUCUUGCCUUGUUGGCUGCCACAUGCAGUCGAAUUGACACCCCAGGAGAGAGUGAUUCCCCUGCAGACCAGCAACAGCAAAACCAGCAGCAUCAGCUGGACCUAAACCAGAGUGUUUUCACCUCCAGUGCCAACGGCUGGCAGGUUAUCCCUCUCAGCGUUCAAGCAUCCUCAGGGUCUAACACUGUCACCACCGAUUCCUCAGGGGUGAUGACAGGAGGAGACACCGGCAAGAGCAGACAGGUGCUGUCACCAUCAGCAGCUGCUGCAAGCUCUCAGGGUCAGCAGCAGCAGCCACAGCAAUAUGUACUAGCUCAAGCUCCAUCAGUACAGGGUCAACAGGUGCUUACCACCAUAUCAGGCAUGAUGCCCAACAUUCAAUACCAGGUUAUUCCCCAGUUUCAGACAGUAGAUGGCCAGCCAUUGCACUUCGCACAUGCUCAGCAGGAGUCAGCUGUACCUGCUGCCGCAGGACCAGGGCAGCAGUUUCAGAUAGUGUCCUCUCCUAAUGGCCAGCAGAUCAUAGCUGCAACCAACAGAGCUGGUGCAGCAGGAAACAUCAUAACCAUGCCCAGUCUCCUUCAGGGAGCCAUCCCCAUACAAAAUAUAAGCUUAGGCAACAGUGUGUUACAAAACCAGCCUCAGUUUGUGGCAAAUAUGCCCGUCUCUAUAAAUGGAAACAUCACUUUGUUGCCUGUCAGUGCCGGUGGUACAGGUGGAGAUGCAAAUGGUGGAGGAGAUGCCGGGGGAAACCAACUCAUACAGCAACAGCAGUCGCAACAGCCAGUGUCUUCCAAUAGUGCGGCAGGUUACAUGACAAGUGCAUCCACUGUUACUACACAGACCUCCUCUUAUGGAAUUACUCAAACACAUAACAGCAAUGGAGCAGUGACAGGAACGUUCCAGCAGAGCACAGCAUCUUCCUUGGGUGUCCCAAUACAGCCAGACAACAGAGACGGGCAGCAGCCACAGCAAAUCCUGAUACAGCCUCAGCAGGUUAUCCAAGGUGGAACACCACUCCAAACCAUCCAGGCCGGUACUGUUGCGACUGCAGGCGGUCAAGUAUUUGCGGCUCCAACACUUAGCCAGGAAGGGCUCCAAAAUCUUCAAAUUAUGCCAAACACGGGGCCCAUCUUCCUGCGCACUGUGGGUCCCAAUGGCCAGGUGAGCUGGCAGACCAUUCAGAUCCAGAGUCCGACAGGAGCACAGAUAACACUGGCUCCAGUGCAGUCUCUCCCGCAACUUGGCCAGACUCAGGGGGCUGCUGCUGGAGGAGUAUCUGUCAACACUGUGCAGAUCCCUGGCAUCCAGACCAUAAAUCUAAACUCCCUUGGAAGCUCUGGCCUGCAGAUGCAUCAGCUACAAGGGGUUCCCAUCACCAUCACCAGUCCAGGUGAGCAGGCGUUGCAGACAGGUGGAGAAAGUUUGGAUGAUAGUGCAGCUAUGGAUGAUGAAGAUGUAAGCCCACAACCUCAAGGGCGACGUAACCGCAGAGAAGCCUGUACCUGCCCCUUCUGCAAGGACGGAGAGGGACGCAGUGACCCAACUAAAAAGAAACAGCACAUCUGUCACAUUUCUGGUUGUGGGAAGAUUUAUGGCAAGACAUCCCACUUGAGGGCCCACCUUCGCUGGCACACAGGAGAACGCCCCUUUGUCUGCAGCUGGUCUUUCUGUGGGAAACGAUUCACCCGUUCAGAUGAGCUUCAGCGCCAUAAGAGAACACACACAGGUGAGAAGCGGUUUAUGUGCCCAGAGUGCCCUAAACGCUUCAUGCGCAGCGAUCACCUCUCAAAGCACGUCAAGACCCAUUUGAACAAGAAAGUAGCAACUGUCACCACCAGCAGCACCACAAUCACAACUGAUACUGCUUCCCCUGCAGCAGGAACAGAAGCCGGCACUGGAGCAGUUUUGGCCAGUGACCAGCACACCAUUGUCACCAUGGAAACCUUAUCUGCAGAGAGCAUAGCUCGAUUAGCCAGCAGUGGUAUCAACAUGAUGCAGGUGGACCUUCACCAAAUCAAUGGCAACAGUUACUAAAAAUGGUGGAGGAAAAUGGCGUUGGUGGAUAUUGUAUUUGGACAUUCGGGGUUAAAAAGGGCACGUUACUGCAAACGCACAACUUCUCAAAGGCUUCCAAUGAGAGGUGGUCACAGAUGCAACACAACAGACACUAUUGAAUUUGAGAACUGAGGCUGGAAUAUGAUCUACAUCACGUAUUUAGAUACCUGUGGCAUUUUAGGUUUAGGGGUGGGUGAGUUGGAUUAAAAUGUUUAACUCGAGAAGUCAUCAUAAAAUCUUAUUUUCUCUGAAUAGAAAUGGCACUACAUUUGUCCCACAUACAGAUCCAAUGUUACUUGAUAGUAGGAGUGCAAUAAAACACAGAUCAGCACACUUCCUGCUGAAUUUGUAGCUCAUAAUAUUCUCCAUACAAGCUUCUUUAGUGAAGAGAUGGCACUGUUAAGUCAGGCUAUUGCCCUCAUUUCUGCGCUUUGCCACUUGCCCCUCUUCAUUUCAGGCGUGUCCUGCCCCAUCAGACUGGGCUGCUGUAUCAUCCCUGCCCUUCAGGCAAACUGUCCCACAUCAGCUCAAAAUGCUAAAUUCCCCAUUAAAAACUGAGCAACAGAUAUUAAAUUCUCAAAUUGCUGUGGUUGCAGUGUUUUGAGAGCUGGAUAUGUUCACAAACUAAUAAUCCCAGUACCUUUGAUUAUGCAAAAUUAUUUGGGGUAGUCAGUUGCCACAAUACAGCUGGUAGCAACCGGUCAGAGCUACAAGUACUAAUCAGUGUGAGGAUAUGUGUCUCAGGGCACUGAAAACCUGAGAAUAACUCUUUAACCUCUUAUCUAAGUACACACAUUCAAGCCAUCAUGCUUUGAUAUCUUUAUCAUCGCAAAGCAUUUUGAUUUUUUUAUGUAUAUAUAUAUAUAAAUAUAUAUAUUUUUGGUAAAGGCUACAGAAAUUCUUAGCAUAGGCAGGAUCAUCUUACAUGAUUGCAAGAGAUUGCCUUUCAGUUGUCUGAACCUCUUGUGCACAAUCAAUCUUAAUCUUGUUACUUUUAUAUAUAUAUAUAUAUAUGUAGAUUAAAUGUGUAAACUUAAGAGCUUCUCUGUCAUAGAAUAAUGUAUUGUCUACAGUCCAGAUCUUCCAUGUACUUUUUCUGUGGUAUACUUAUCUUCUGAGACUUUGCCUUGCAGUCACAUCCAUUUGUUUAAAACUAUUUUUGUUAAGUCCUAUCUGGUCGCAGUGAAGUAUUUGGUAAUAAUGUCCAGACAGCAUAAAUAUGUAAGCUCAAAACCAAAGGUUCAUACUCACUUUACAAACAAAAGUAGGAAACUUUUCUUUGGUCCACAAACUUUCUAAUAAUUUGUACUAUUGUAAUGCAUAUGCUAAAGUUAUAACUGGAAAAGAUCCAGCUUGAGGCAAACCUUGGAUACACUUCCUUUUGUUGUCCAAAUAAAUAAGUUGCAAACUGUAAUGUUUUUCUGGAAAGAUGUGCUUCCCAUCACUGUUGAAAUGUUUGUUUGUUUUUGCUUCAUAACUCCUUUGAGAAACAACAUUGUAACAUGUAAUCUGUUUAAUGUUUAAAAACUCUAUAGACUAAGUUCAUUGGACAGCAAGUGCUCUUAUUUUUUUUUUUUUUGCCCCGUUUUAAAUAAGGGAUUUUAUAUUGUGUAUACGAACUACUGCGAAUGCCAACAGCUGGAUUAAAAUAAUAAAGAUAUUCUGUUUCA